Molecule: messenger RNA, 6111 nt
Organism: Zophobas morio
Lineage: Eukaryota; Metazoa; Arthropoda; Insecta; Coleoptera; Tenebrionidae
Gene: Mcr
Product: Macroglobulin complement-related
Exons: 17
Coding region: 268-5556 (1762 amino acids)
Cellular component (GO): extracellular region
Molecular function (GO): protein binding; endopeptidase inhibitor activity
Source: RefSeq, a predicted model, not a curated record
UUGACCAGACAAAUUCAGUUAAAAUUCAUCCUGUGAUGUAGGAGGUGUGUUGUGAUAUCACCAAUAAUAUAACCUGUUUAAUCUGUGUGGCGACUAAAAGAAAUGAUAAUAAUAGUAAAAAUGGUUGUCUGCCGUUAACCACACCAAGUGAUUAGAUAAGAUUGUGAUGUGUACUUUAUCUGUGAAUCCUAUAAAUAAACAAAAUAAGUUUGAAUAGCGAACGCGGGAAUUGGUCAACAUUUCUUCAUCCCAGGUAACCAACCGGUAAUGAGGUUCAAAUUAAGGACAUGGGGUUGGAUUUUUUUGAUUGCCUCCUCCGUGACGGCUCAAGAUAUCAACAUCAAUAGCAAUAAUCAAAAUGAUAUUAGUAGCACUAUUAGUAAUUACGAUGUAAACAACGGUCCGUUUACGCAAGAACCAACACACAGUGGUGAUCAAUACAACAGAGACGGUCAAUAUGGGCACGAUAAUCAAAAUGGACCAACUUUAGAUAGGUAUGAACCCACAAGUGGACAAUAUAACCCACAAAGCGGCCAAUUUGAUCCCAACAAUGGCCAAUACAAUCCGCCACCGGGUCAGUAUGAUCCUCAAUUCGGAAAAGCGGAUCAGUUUGGCGGUCGUACUCCAAAUGUUCCAUGGAAGCAGGAUAACAAUGGGUUUUUUGGUGCCGGCAGAAAUGAAAUCGACCCCACGAUCAUCAGAGAAGCAACUUACUUUAUCGUAGCGUCUAAAACCGUACGUCCUGGACAGCUGUACCGAGUAGUUGCCACAAUUUUACAAGAAGAAGAACCCCUCACUGUCCGCGCUUCCAUAACCCGUAACGGGGUAGAAAUGACAGAAGAUCACAAAGUCGUUAAACAGGGAAUCCCAGAAACACUUUUAAUGAGGGUACCACCCACAAGCGUUCCAGGCGAUUAUAAACUUAGAGUAGAAGGGUUGUACGACGAUGUUUUAGGAGUUGUUUAUUUUGUUAACGAGACUAAUUUAAUUUUCUCCCAAAGAUCCAUGACUAUUUUUAUACAGCUUGAUAAACCUGUCUAUAUGCAAGGGGAAAAGGUGCGUUUCCGAGCAAUCCCGAUUAACACUGAACUGAAAGCGUUCAAUGAAGCAGUGGACGUUUUUAUGUUGGAUCCGAACGGCCAUAUUAUGAAACGGUGGUUGUCAAGGCAAUCGAAUCUGGGUACGGUCAGUCUGGAUUAUCAGUUGUCUGAUCAACCAGUUUUCGGGGAAUGGAGGGUCAAAGUAAUCGCUCAAAAUCAAGUGGAAGAGUCAACGUUUCUGGUCGAAGAGUAUUAUCAAACUCGGUUUGAAGUUAACGUUACGAUGCCGGCGUUCUUUUUGAAUACUGAAGAAUAUAUUCGAGGGGUGGUUAUGGCUAACUAUACGAGCGGUGCACCGGUAAGGGGUAACCUGACAUUAAAAGCUAUCGUUCGACCGAUCAAGCCAAUUGAAACAAACAGAAUACGAAAUCGUAAUAGGAAUAGGAAUAGAAAUAGAGACGAAGAAAGAUAUUAUGAUAAUAGAAUGUAUAACAGAAAUGAUGAUAGAAGGUACGGACCUCAGAAUUAUGACGAGUUAGAAAACAGAUACGAUGAUUACAAUAACAGGGAUUAUAAUAGACCAAUUGCAGAAAAGUAUUUUAAUUUUGAUGAACACAUGCCGUUUUGGUUUAAGAUUUCUGAAAAUUAUUACGAGCCGAUUCCAUCUCUUAAAUUCUUUUAUGGAGUGUACGAGUUUAAAUAUCCAAUUCGAGAAUUACUGAAUUAUGUGUCGACGCUUGACGGUAUGGAAGUGGUUAUUGUUGCCACAGUUGGCGAAAGAUUUUUGGAUGAAGUCAUAGAAGGCUAUUCCACCGCCCGAAUAUUUAAUUCCUCUAUAAAACUGUCGUUCCUGGGCGGAUCUCCACAAGUUUAUAAACCCGGAAUGCCUAUAACAACCUACGUGGCUGCCUCGUUCCAUGAUGGUUCUUCUCUACCGUUAGAAAGAUUGACGAAUGGUAUUAUGGAAGUUUUUGCUUAUGUUGAAAGUGCAGCGGGAAGACGUGAUCUACCAAGUCGUCAGUUGUUAAUGCUAAAUGGAAAUCCAGGUGUUUGGGAAUACAAGUUUGACAUUAAAACGGAAUUGGGAUUGGAAGGAACACGAACAUUCGAUGCGGCGAGUCAAAGCGGAUCAAUACGAAUACAAGCUAGGUUUAGAGAUGGGUUAGGUAAUCUCGCUGAAACUGAAUUGCUGUUGUUGUCACAUCAUAGUCCUAACAAUCAACACAUCAAGGUAUUCACCAGUACCAUAGUCCCACAGGUUGGUGCUAAUAUGAUUUUCCACAUAAAGAGCAAUUUCUUUAUUCGUAAAUUUAACUAUAUGAUAAUAUCAAAAGGUAUAGUUUUGGUUAGUAGUGACCAGGAUAUGAGCGAUUAUAUUGCUACUAUGUCUGUACCAUUGAGCGCUGAAAUGGCACCAGUCGCAACUAUCGUUGUUUGGCAUCUUGGUAGGUAUGGAGAAGUCACAGUAGACAGUUUAACAUUCCCCGUGAAUGGAAUCAGUCGAAAUAAGUUUACAGUUUAUAUCAACAAUAAAAAAGCUCGCACUGGUCAUAAGGUCGAAGUCGCGAUUUACGGAGAGCCCGGUUCGUACGUAGGAUUGUCCGGCAUCGAUCGCGCAUUCUACACAAUGCAAGCCGGAAACGAGUUAACUUACGCCAAAGUAAUUAGUAAAAUGGCGAGUUUCGAUGAAAAUACAAAUGGAACACACCAACACACUUGGUCCUCUCACGAAGGAAAUCCAGACGAUCUGGUGUAUUUUCCGUCUUCGACGUACGGAAUCGACGCAAAUCGGACAUUCGAAUAUGCUGGAUUAGUCGUAUUUAGUGAUUUUGAAUUACCUAGACGCUGGUCGCGGUGUAAUUUAACUCUGGGCUUUGCUGAGUGUUUAAAUGGGGCUUGUUACAGAGUAGAGAAACGCUGCGAUUAUUUCAAAGAUUGUCCUGACGGAACGGAUGAAGCAGGAUGCAAAUACGAUAACGGCACCGAAUUGGCGAUGUUCAGAAAGUAUAGAUUUAAUCGGAUUCAGCGACAGUAUGAAAAUGUCUGGGUUUGGAAAGAUGUUAAUAUAGGACCUCAUGGACGUUACAUAUUUAACAUUCCCGUCCCCCCAAGACCUGUUCACUGGAUGGUGUCUGCUUUCUCUAUGAGUCCAAAGCUAGGUUUUGGCAUGAUCAAUAAAGCGAUUGAGUAUAUCGGGGUGCUUCCUUUCUUUAUCAAUGUGGAGAUGCCAAAUUUGUGUAUGCAGGGAGAACAAGUCGGAAUUCGAGUUACCGUAUUCAAUUACAUGAUGGACGCAAUGGAGGCUACUGUAGUUCUUCUUGGUUCGCCUGAUUAUAAGUUUGUACAUGUUGAAGAAAAUGGCGUUGUUCGAUCGUACAAUCCCCGCACGUCGUUCGGUGAACAUCAGUUCUUUAUUUAUAUUAAGCCGCAAGACGCUGCAGUCGUCUAUUUGCCCAUUGUACCGACGAGGUUAGGAGAUAUUGAUGUCACCGUCUACGCAUCAACUUUAAUCGGUAAAGAUCAAAUUACAAGGCGAAUACACGUAGAGGCUGAUGGUUUGCCACAAUACAGACACCAAUCUAUGUUACUUGACUUAAGUAAUCGUGCGUACGCCUUCCAAUAUAUGCACGUGAAUGUUACUGAAAUUCCAAUCAUUCCAUAUGAGUACGACAGAUACUAUGUCUAUGGAUCUAAUAGAGCCAGAAUUUCAGUUGUUGGUGAUGUUGUGGGUCCAAUAUUUCCAACGAUGCCAGUAAAUGCUACAUCCAUUUUACACUUGCCUAUGGAGUCUGCUGAACAGAACAUGUUUUCGUUUGCUGCCAAUAUGUACACCACAUUAUACAUGCGUUAUACGCAGCAAAGAAACAAAACUUUGGAGAAAUUGGCUUUCUACUACAUGAAUAUAGGGUAUCAGAGACAACUUUCUUUUAUGCAACCUGACGGAUCGUUCAGCUUGUUUAGAAGCGAUUGGAAUCAGUCAGCUUCUUCCGUGUGGUUGACAGCCUAUUGCGCUAGGAUUUUCCAAGAAGCCAGUUUUUACGAAUGGGAAAACUACAUUUACAUCGAUCCGUCAGUGAUCGCCAAAGCAGUAGAGUGGGUACUGAAACAUCAAAACGAGUAUGGUGCUUUUUACGAAACCACUUGGCUUCCUGAUCGCAAAUACAACGCCUCCCUCAAUAUCGCCAACGAUCACAUCCGCCAUCGAAACAUAACUCUGACGGCACACGUUCUUAUAAUGUUGGACUCGGUAAAAGAUCUAACAAGCGGAUUAAGUUCGAAAGUCUCGAUUGCGCAGAAAAACGCUGUUCAUUGGCUGGAGCGCAACAUGGAUCUCAUUAAAGAGCAAGGUCAAGCGUUCGACGUGGCCAUAGUGGCGUACGCCCUAUUGAAGAGUAAAGCAGCAUUUGCUGAAGCCGCCUACUUGGAGUUGUCGAGACGUCGACGAGAAGAAGGCGGUUUACUUUAUUGGGGACGGAAACCAAUCCCCCAACCCCCGUACAAAAUCGAAAAUCAAAAACCUUUCUUGUUACCGCGGCUGCCGUAUGAGUACGACUCUGAAAAUAUUGAAGCUACUGCAUAUGCGUUGAUGGUGUAUGUCGCAAGGCAGGAAAUUUUCAUGAACGAUAUCGUCAGGUGGUUGAACACCCAACGAUUGACGGAUGGUGGAUGGGCGUCUACCUCAGAUACAGCGAAUUCUUUAAAAGCUUUAAUUGAGUAUACCUCAGCACAACGAAUUCGUGAUAUUUCUAAUUUGUCGGUAACGAUAGAAGCUACCUCGCUGCCAGGAAAGACAGCCGUUUUACAUGUAAAUGAUAAAAACAGAGCAAAACUACAAUACAUCGACAUUCCAAAUGCGUGGGGUACCGUCAAAGUACAAGCUAAAGGAACUGGCUACGCCAUUUUACAGAUGCAUGUUCAAUAUAAUGUUGACAUUGCCAAGUUUCAAACUAAACCUCCAGUGCCAGCGUUUGAUUUGUGGAUAAGGCCAUAUUUCUUUGGAAGGAACAUGUCACACAUUACAUUUUUCAGCUGUCAAAAGUGGAUUCAUUUGAACGAAUCUCCAAGGUCAGGACUUACAGUUCUUGACGUAACCAUUCCAACAGGUUACAUUAUUCAACAACAAGACUUGGACGCCUAUAUACUAUCCAGGCGGGUUAGAAAUUUACAGAGAGCAAAAUAUUUGGAGAGAAAAGUUUUAUUUUAUUUUGAUUAUCUUGACAACGAAGAAACUUGCAUUAACUUUACAGUUGAGAGAUGGUAUCCUGUUGCGAACAUGUCCCGCUAUUUGCCAAUUAGAGUCUAUGAUUACUAUGCCCCAGAACGAUUCAACGAAACAAUAUUUGAUGCCUUAUCCACGUACGUAUUGGACAUUUGUCAUGUUUGUGGUAGCAGUCAAUGUCCAUACUGCUGGAUUUAUAAUGCCACGUCUAGAGUUUCUGCUCAUAUGAUGAUCGUUCUGUGUACGACAUUUAUUUUAAUAGUAAAGUACUUCCAACUACAAGACAGUAUAAUAUAAUGCCACUCGCAUCUAAUAGGAUUUGUUGAAGUUUAAGAUCUGAAUUUAUAUUAAUAACAAGAGGUGUAUAAAGUUGUUGACAGUUGUGCCUGAUAAUAUAAAAUAUUAAAUAAUGCAAAAGGAUUGUUAAGGAAUUUAAUAUAAGUUCCAGAUUUUACAAAACGGGAUGUAAUUUUCAUUUGACGUGUCUGUGUUCAUUAAUUUUGUGGUUGUCUGAAGGAUAGGAACAGUGUAACUGAGUAUGCAACAAACAUGAUAAUUGAGAGUUACUUAUGACACAUCAUGUAUAUUUUUCUACUUAUUAAAAUCAUAUCUAAAAUACUCAUAAGAUUGCAACUAUUUCACGUUGAAAAGAUUUAAUCAACAAAGGAGCAAAGGAUGCUCAUUAGUCUUGUUUUAAACCGUCCAAAUGCACUGACGUAGUUAGUGUCGUAGUAUAUAAAACUAGAUGACUAAUAUAUUUGUAAUUGGUUAGUUUUUUAUAUUUGUUAUAUUUUUGAGUUUUUUUUUUUUUGUAUGUACAUUUUUGAAAAUAAAGUAUUUCUUCAGCCACGA